This is a messenger RNA of Rattus rattus (black rat), 1074 nucleotides long. RefSeq names its product BAG cochaperone 2 (gene Bag2). Gene Ontology annotation, molecular function: adenyl-nucleotide exchange factor activity; protein-folding chaperone binding. The transcript has 3 exons. Bases 74 to 706 code for a protein of 210 amino acids. The record is from RefSeq and is a predicted model, not a curated record. Gene Ontology annotation, biological process: protein stabilization. Lineage: Eukaryota; Metazoa; Chordata; Mammalia; Rodentia; Muridae.
GCGGCGCCUGCGGUGACGGCGACGUGCGGCCCGCGCCACUGCUACCCGCGGACGCCGAGGACCCCCGGAGCUCAUGGCCCAGGCGAAGAUCAGCGCCAAGGCCCACGAGGGCCGCUUCUGCCGCUCGUCGUCCAUGGCCGACCGCUCCAGCCGCCUGCUGGAGAGCCUGGACCAGCUGGAGCUCAGGGUCGAAGCCUUGAGAGACGCAGCUACUGCUGUUGAACAAGAGAAGGAAAUCCUCCUGGAGAUGAUCCACAGCAUCCAGAACAGCCAGGACAUGAGGCAGAUCAGCGAUGGAGAAAGAGAGGAAUUAAACCUGACUGCCAACCGUCUGAUGGGCCGGACCCUCACUGUGGAGGUCUCAGUGGAAACGAUCCGAAACCCCCAGCAGGAGGAAUCCUUAAAGCAUGCCACGAAGCUUAUCGAUGAGGUGGUCAGUAAGUUCCUGGACGACCUGGGGAAUGCCAAGAGUCACUUAAUGUCACUUUACAGUGCAUGCUCAUCUGAGGUGCCGCCUGGGCCGGUUGAUCAGAAAUUCCAAUCGAUAGUCAUCGGUUGCGCUCUCGAGGAUCAGAAGAAAAUCAAGAGGCGGUUGGAGACUCUGCUGAGGAACAUUGACAACUCCGACAAAGCCAUUAAACUCUUAGAGCACACUAAAGGGUCCGCUUCCAAAAACCUGCAGAACACUGACAACAAAUUUAAUUAGUCGUCACAUCCUCAGGCCCUUCCAAAAGAUGUAGAAGAGAAAACUACUAUUUUAAAUAGCUAUGUCUUUAUGUUAGGCACAACCACUAUAUGGUUUCAGAUGGGGAAGUAUUCCAGUGUCGGCAGACACACAAAUAACUAGGAGUAUUUCAGUCACCUACUUUGAAGUUUUGGACAGUGUUCCUGUCUUGAAUUGGACUCUAUCACUGCAUAUUUAAUUCUGAAGAUGCACAUGUAGUAUGCGGGAAGGGGGGGAAUAAAAAAGGGGAGGGGGCAAAAAUACCACUGCUCUUUCCUUGACUUCAGCACAGAGCACCCAACGCUGGAGCAGUGAACUCACACCAAUACGAACAGAGCACCCAGCCCCUG